AUUCAGGGGAAAAAAUGAAAUUAGUUGGAGAAGAUUGGUUAGCUCCAUGAACGAUUCAAACGGCAUGUUUUUCCCGGUCCUAAAUAAUCAAAAUCAAAAACGAAAAUUUUGCCCCUUUCUCUCUAAUUUUUCAAUUUUAGGGUUUCCUUCAACAUUUUUUUUCCUUCCCUUUACUGUUAAUCGGUGAAAAGAAUAUGCAAUGCCGUUUCUUAAUUAAAGAAAAAAAGGAAUAAUUUUAUUAGGGAUUUCGAAAUUUGGUCCUCAGGUGUUAAGAUCUGAGGCUAAUCUUUUCAUUAAAAAUUAAAAAAAAAAACAUUAAAAAUAAAAAAAGAAGAAGAAAAUGAGUGGCAGCGCUGCAAGGUUUAUAAAAUGCGUGACUGUUGGUGAUGGUGCUGUUGGUAAAACUUGUUUGCUGAUUUCCUACACCAGCAACAGUUUCCCCACGGAUUAUGUGCCAACCGUUUUCGACAAUUUCAGUGCGAAUGUUGUUGUCAACGGGAGUACUGUUAAUCUCGGGUUGUGGGAUACUGCAGGACAAGAGGAUUAUAACCGAUUAAGACCCUUGAGUUAUCGUGGGGCUGAUGUGUUCAUAUUGGCGUUUUCCCUCAUUAGUAAGGCGAGUUACGAAAAUGUUUCUAAAAAGUGGAUUCCGGAGUUAAACCAUUACGCCCCCGGCGUUCUGAUUGUUCUUGUUGGAACUAAGCUUGAUCUCCGGGACGAUAAGCAGUACCUUAAUGAUCAUCCUGGAGCUGUGCCGAUUUCUGCAGCUCAGGGAGAGGAACUGAGGAAGCAGAUUGAUGCACCCGCUUAUAUCGAAUGCAGUGCAAAGUCACAGCAGAACGUGAAGUCGGUUUUCGAUUCAGCCAUUAAAAUCGUUCUUCAACCUCCUAAACAGAAGAAAAAGAAGAAUAAACCAUGCUCGAUAAUGUGAGUAGAAACAGAAAAUGUAGAACCCCGUUCUUUCCCUUUCUUUUCUUGCACUCGAAGAAAUUAGAAGUACCCCGGAUUUUGAUCUCCCAAACCGACACAACCAAGGAUCAUCGCGAAGCAUCUUAUGGUUCAGUAGUAUAUUAUGUUAUUGCAACUCCUUUGUCAUCUCUAAUUGUUCGAAAUGAAAUAGAUCGAUGUUAGUUAGGGAACUGCUCGGGCAGUCUUUAAUUUGAUCGUUUUGUAUCGAUUUAUGUUCGUGUUUUUCGUUUUUCUAUUCUCAGUUUAUUGUAAAUCGUUCGUUUUGGAUUGAAACAAGUCCCUUUCAUCUGCUGCAUAUAUAUGAUCUGUUUAUGCCUAUUUAUAAGCACAA
Messenger RNA from Gossypium arboreum, 1300 nucleotides. RefSeq names its product rac-like GTP-binding protein RHO1. Gene Ontology annotation, cellular component: cytoskeleton; plasma membrane; cell cortex. The record is from RefSeq and is a predicted model, not a curated record. NCBI's taxonomy places the organism in Eukaryota, Viridiplantae, Streptophyta, Magnoliopsida, Malvales, Malvaceae. The transcript has 7 exons. Bases 341 to 931 code for a protein of 196 amino acids. Gene Ontology annotation, molecular function: GTP binding; protein kinase binding; GTPase activity. Gene Ontology annotation, biological process: regulation of cell shape; regulation of actin cytoskeleton organization; cortical cytoskeleton organization.